Ostertagia ostertagi is the source of this 1146-nucleotide messenger RNA. The record is from the annotation of a GenBank genome assembly. Lineage: Eukaryota; Metazoa; Nematoda; Chromadorea; Rhabditida; Trichostrongylidae.
AUGGACUUAAACCAAAUCCAACAGGCAAUUGCUAAUUUACCAGAGGCCGAGUACAAACAACUCACCGAAUGGAUUACCGAACACGAUUUCGCCAGAUGGGAUAAACAGAUCGAACAGGAUCUGGAGAGCGGCCGUUUAGAUCCGCUCCUGAAAGAACUAAAGCAGGAGAUUCGGGAGGGUGAAUCCCUACCGGCUGUUUAUAGCCAGAUCACAACCGAUGGUCAACGACUGCCGGGCCUGAAUGAACAGCAACAAAAAGCACGGGAGUUCUAUGAAAGUGGACUCUACGGAGCACCCAAUUCGAAAAAAGCUUACCAAUCCGAUGUAAAGCAAUACCUGGCCUGGUACCACCAUAAAGGCUACGAAGCCCUGCCGUCUACGUCUCAGGCGCUGGCUGAAUACAUGACCGAACUUUCAACCGACAAAGGCUAUUUUACGCUUCAGCGGAGGCUGGCCAGCAUUGCCAAAUACCACCGCAUUCAUAACCUGCCUUCGCCGACAACCCACGAGUCGUUUAAGCUAUUUAUGAAGGGGGUGAGGCGAGAAAAGACGAUUCGGCAAAAACAGGCCAUGGCCUUCACCCUGGAUGAGUUUAGAAAAGCGGUCGACAGCCAACCCCUGACGCCUACUGGUAUACGUAACCGGCUUAUCUUGUUGUUGGGAUUCACGGGUGCCUUCCGGCGUCAGGAGCUGGUCGAUAUUAAUGUAGAAAAUCUGGAGUGUCGUUCCGAUGGUGUCUUAAUUACAAUCAAUCAUUCGAAGACGAAUCAGGAUGGGGUUGAAGAAGCCAAAUUUGUAGCGAAGGCAAAACAGGAAGCGUAUUGUCCGCUUCGUACCCUUCAACAGUGGCUGACGCUCAUCAACCGGGCCGAAGGACCUUUAUUUGUUCGCAUCCGCAAGGGAGAACGGCCAACCCUGGACCGUUUAUCCGAUGAUUAUGUGAAUCUGCUGACCAAGGCUGCCUUCGGUCAGUACUAUUCCGCCCACUCUAUGCGAGCCUCCUUUGUGACCAUCUCCAAAGACGCGGGCGUCGAUAACCGGAAGAUUCAGAAUCAAACCAAGCAUAAAACAACCCAGAUGAUUGAUCGAUAUGACCGUCGGCGGGAUGUCAUUUACCAGAACGCAUCAACGGAACUCGAUUUGUAA